Molecule: messenger RNA, 869 nt
Organism: Drosophila yakuba
Lineage: Eukaryota; Metazoa; Arthropoda; Insecta; Diptera; Drosophilidae
Gene: Sod2
Product: superoxide dismutase [Mn], mitochondrial
Exons: 2
Coding region: 109-762 (217 amino acids)
Biological process (GO): superoxide metabolic process
Cellular component (GO): mitochondrion
Molecular function (GO): metal ion binding; superoxide dismutase activity
Source: RefSeq, a predicted model, not a curated record
UGUUCAAAAAGAUCAAGCAAAAUAACGAGAACGUAAGCCUUGUUUUAUUUGGUUUUUAAAACUGAUAUCAGGACUUAGCCUUAUUUUGCAGUCGAAUAAAACGCAGAUAUGUUCGUGGCCCGUAGAAUUUCGCAAACGGCAAGCCUGGCGGUGCGUGGCAAGCACACCCUCCCGAAGCUGCCCUACGACUAUGCCGCUCUGGAGCCAAUCAUUUGCCGGGAGAUCAUGGAGCUGCACCACCAGAAGCACCACCAGACCUACGUCAACAAUCUGAAUGCCGCCGAGGAGCAGCUGGAGGAGGCCAAGUCGAAGAGCGACACCACCAAGCUGAUUCAGCUGGCUCCUGCCCUGCGUUUCAAUGGCGGUGGCCACAUCAACCACACCAUCUUCUGGCAGAACCUCUCGCCCAACAAGAGCCAGCCCAGCGAUGAUCUGAAGAAGGCCAUUGAGUCGCAGUGGAAGAGCUUCGAGGACUUCAAGAAGGAGCUGACCACGCUCACCGUGGCAGUCCAGGGCUCCGGCUGGGGCUGGCUGGGCUUCAACAAGAAGACCGGCAAACUGCAGCUGGCCGCCCUGCCCAACCAGGAUCCUCUGGAGGCCUCCACUGGCCUGAUCCCGCUCUUUGGCAUCGACGUCUGGGAGCACGCCUACUAUCUGCAGUACAAGAAUGUGCGUCCCUCCUACGUGGAGGCCAUCUGGGACAUCGCCAACUGGGACGAUAUCUCCUGCCGCUUCCAGGAGGCCAAGAAGCUCAGCUGCUAAGCACAGUCGGCGAUGGUCUACGUUUAAUCUAUAAGCAUCUGCGGAUCGGAGAUCCUAAAUUGUAGUCGUAAGUUGCGGCUAAUAAAUUGGUACCAGCUAGCAACUAA